This is a messenger RNA of Lasiosphaeria miniovina, 1222 nucleotides long. RefSeq lists its product as uncharacterized. The coding region runs from base 1 to 810 and encodes 269 amino acids. The transcript is spliced from 3 exons. The record is from RefSeq and is a predicted model, not a curated record. NCBI's taxonomy places the organism in Eukaryota, Fungi, Ascomycota, Sordariomycetes, Sordariales, Lasiosphaeriaceae.
AUGCGGUCUCACCUGAGGAUGCGGAGAGCACAGCUUGCUCGGUCAGCCGGACGGUGUGUGUGUAGCAGCGCGUACACAAUCCCCCGUUACGCGAUCCUCUCACACACAUGGGGCGACGAGGAGGUCUCCUUCGAAGACAUGGCGGACGGUACAGCCAAGAAGAAAGCAGGCUAUGCUAAGAUACAGUUCUGCGGAGAUCAAGCCUGGCUCGAUGGGCUCAAGUACUUUUGGGUUGACACGUGCUGCAUCAACAAGUCCAACAGUGUCGAGCUUCAGCACGCUCUCAACUCCAUGUUUCGCUGGUACCGUGAAGCAGCCAAAUGCUAUGUCUAUCUCGCGGACGUCCCAACCAGAGAGCAUGGCGCCAAUGGUAACGGUAGCUGGGAACUGGCUUUUCGGAAAUGUAGAUGGUUCACCCGUGGAUGGACACUGCAAGAGCUUAUUGCUCCAACCAUCAUUGAGUUCUACUCUAAGGAGCACGAGCGCCUAGGAGACAAGAAGUCAUUGGAAGAAGAACUACACGCCAUAACCGGAAUCCCUCUGAAAGCUCUUCAGGGAAGCCCUCUGUCUGAUUUCAGUGUCCCUGAACGAAUAGCGUGGAUGGACAAGCGAGACACAAAGUAUGAGGAAGAUAAGGUGUACGCUUUAUUCGGCAUCUUUGACGUACACAUACCGGUUAUCUACGGCGAAGGAUUGCAGAAGGCACUGAAGCGACUGCGAGACAAGAUCAAUAAGGAUUAUCUCUGCUUGGCAAAGUUAUGGCCCACAGACCCGCGGGACCCGCCGCAGUUGCCGUGCUACGAGGGCUGAUUUACCUCCUUGCUCGGCGGCAACCCCGGUUCCUCUUACAUUUGCCAGAGAAUACAUACGCUUCUGACGACGCAAUGGCAUGGGUAGUUUUAUCGAAGGUUUUCCGGCAGCUGUUACAAGACCCGAACUUGAAGCAAACUUACCUAGUCAUUGACGCACUUGACGAGUGCGCCACUGGCUUGCCGGAACUUCUCAAACUAGUCGCCCAGAUAUCAUCUUCCCGCGUCAAAUGGGUUGUCUCUAGUCGCAACUUGCCUCAUAUUGAGGAGCAAUUAGUUGGCGUCGCUCAAAAUUACAAGCUCAGCCUCGAGCUGAACGCCGAGUCCCUCAAUACUGCCGUCAGCGCAUAUAUCCGCUACAAAGUCCGAGACCUAUCGGAUACGAAACACUACGACAAGAAAACAAAAAGGCU